UCUCUGUCUCUGCGCAGGCGCCGCGCCGCGCUGACGUCAUCUCUGUACGUCGCCGUCCUGCCGCAUCAGUUUCUUCUGAUGUUAUGAUGGACAAACACUACAAAUCUUCACUACUUCUUUGAUUUAUCACACAAACAGCGAUAUGGCGGAGGCAGAGGGCAUCAGCAGUGCCACUCCUACAGAGGAGAUAAACGGCGCCGGGAACCUGAUGGACUUCUUGGACGAGCCGUUCCCAGACGUUGGCACUUACGAGGACUUUCACACCAUCGACUGGCUGAGAGAGAAAUCCAGGGACACGGACAGACACCGGAAGAUCACCUGUAAGAGUAAAGAGUCCAUCUGGGAGUUCAUUAAGAGUUUGCUGGACGCCUGGUCAGGAUGGCUGGUGAUGCUGCUGAUUGGUCUGCUGUCAGGCACGCUGGCCGGAGUGAUCGAUCUGGCUGUUGAUUGGAUGACGGAUCUGAAGGAAGGCGUGUGUCUGUCUGCGCUCUGGUACAGUCAUGAACAGUGCUGCUGGACGUCCAAUGAGACCACCUUCGCUGACAGAGACAAAUGUCCUCAGUGGCAGAAAUGGGCUGAACUGAUGACGGGAUACACUGAGGGCGCAGGUGUGUACUUGCUGAACUACUUCCUGUACGUGCUGUGGGCGCUCUUCUUCUCCUUCCUGGCCGUGUCUCUGGUGCGAGUGUUCGCUCCGUACGCCUGCGGAUCAGGAAUACCAGAGAUAAAGACGAUCCUGAGCGGCUUCAUCAUCCGCGGGUAUCUGGGCAAGUGGACGCUGCUCAUAAAGACGGUGACUCUGGUGCUGGCCGUGUCGUCUGGGCUCAGUCUGGGGAAGGAAGGGCCGCUCGUGCACGUCGCCUGCUGCUGCGGAAACCUGUUCUGCAGCCUCUUCUCCAAAUACAGCAAGAACGAGGGCAAACGCAGAGAGGUUUUGUCGGCAGCUGCGGCCGCAGGAGUGUCAGUUGCGUUCGGAGCUCCAAUCGGAGGAGUUCUGUUCAGUCUGGAGGAGGUGAGUUAUUAUUUCCCUCUGAAGACGUUAUGGCGGUCUUUCUUCGCGGCACUGGUGGCGGCUUUCACGCUGCGCUCCAUCAACCCGUUCGGCAACAACCGUCUGGUUCUGUUCUACGUGGAGUACCACACGCCGUGGUACAUGGCCGAGCUGGUGCCGUUCAUCCUGCUGGGUGUGUUCGGGGGCCUCUGGGGGACGCUCUUCAUCCGCUGCAACAUCGCUUGGUGCCGGCGGCGCAAGACCACGCGGCUGGGCAAGUACCCGGUGCUGGAGGUGAUCGUGGUGACGGGGAUCACGGCCGUCCUGGCCUUCCCCAACCCCUACACGCGGCGCAGCACCAGCGAGCUGAUCUCAGAGCUGUUCAACGACUGCGGCGCGCUCGAGUCCUCGCAGCUCUGCGAUUACAUCAACAACCCUAACAUGACCCGGCCCGUGGACGACAUCCCCGACAGACCCGCCGGCCCCGGCGUCUACAGCGCCCUCUGGCAGCUCACGCUGGCCCUCGUCUUCAAGAUCGUCAUCACCAUCUUUACAUUCGGAAUGAAGAUCCCGUCGGGUCUGUUCAUCCCCAGUAUGGCGGUGGGUGCCAUCGCCGGUCGUAUCGUGGGCAUCGCGGUGGAGCAGAUGGCGUAUCAUCAUCACGACUGGAUCAUCUUUAAGAACUGGUGUCGUCCGGGCGCAGACUGCGUCACUCCGGGUCUGUACGCUAUGGUCGGCGCCGCCGCGUGUUUGGGCGGCGUGACGCGGAUGACGGUGUCUCUGGUGGUCAUCAUGUUCGAGCUGACCGGGGGUCUGGAGUACAUCGUUCCUCUGAUGGCGGCGGCCGUCACCAGUAAAUGGGUGGCCGAUGCGUUCGGGAAGGAGGGCAUUUACGAAGCUCACAUCCAGCUCAACGGCUACCCGUACCUGGACCAGGACGAGUUCACGCACCGCACGCUGGCCACCGACGUGAUGCGUCCGCGCCGCAACGAGCCUCCGCUGGCCGUCCUCACGCAGGACAGCACCACGGUGGAGGACGUGGAGACGCUCAUCAAAGACACCGACUACAACGGCUUCCCUGUGGCCUCAUCCCAAACAACACUAAGACACACACCAUUUUUUAAUUCCGGUGAUGUUGUGUGUGUGUGUUUCUCAGAGAACGCGCGUCAGAAGCAGGACGGGGUCGUCAGUAACUCUGUGGUGUAUUUCACUGAAGACGCUCCGCAGAUUCCUGCGUCCAACCCUCAGCCGCUCAAACUCAGACGCAUCCUGAACCUCAGUCCCUUCACCGUCACUGACCACACGCCCAUGGAGACGGUGGUGGACAUCUUCCGCAAGCUGGGCCUGCGCCAGUGUCUGGUCACACGCAGCGGACGUUUGCUGGGAAUCAUUACUAAGAAGGAUGUUCUGCGACACAUGGCACAUAUGAUGAACCAGGAUCCCGAAUCCAUCAUGUUCAACUGAAGCUGUACACACCGCACAACGUCUGAUCUCUUACUAAACACACUAGAACUGAACAUACGCCAGUGUUUUUUACCAUGUUUUUAUUUUACGUGCAUUACUUCAAGCCGUGAUGAUCAACUGUUACACUUGCAUCUGACAGGUUUUCCUGCGACGCUGGAUGUGAAAUGUGCAGACGAGGGUCGUUUCUUCAGUACGCCACGUCUUAAAUGCAGAAGGUCAAAAUGGGAAAGAAUAAUUCAGAAUACUAAUCUGUUUUGUCCAACACUACGUAAUCAUUUCUGUUUUGUUAUUAUUUAUUAAUUUAAUGUGAAUGUUAGUUUUAAGCUUCAAGAAUGGUGAGUUUUUGCCGUCGUAUUGAAACAUGAAUAUUGUCUUGUAAAAUAAACACUGCAUCUCUGUUACAGAUAUUAAUGUUCUGCACAUAAAACUGAUGGUAUGUUAUAAAAAUAAAAAAUACUAUUAUUAUUAA
Molecule: messenger RNA, 2924 nt
Organism: Cyprinus carpio (common carp)
Lineage: Eukaryota; Metazoa; Chordata; Actinopteri; Cypriniformes; Cyprinidae
Product: chloride channel, voltage-sensitive 4
Exons: 13
Coding region: 143-2455 (770 amino acids)
Biological process (GO): transmembrane transport; chloride transport
Cellular component (GO): Golgi apparatus; synaptic vesicle; early endosome
Molecular function (GO): voltage-gated chloride channel activity
Source: RefSeq, a predicted model, not a curated record